Messenger RNA from Tarenaya hassleriana, 1720 nucleotides. Its product is annotated as probable pectinesterase/pectinesterase inhibitor 59. Gene Ontology annotation, molecular function: pectinesterase activity; pectinesterase inhibitor activity. The record is from RefSeq and is a predicted model, not a curated record. The coding region runs from base 4 to 1623 and encodes 539 amino acids. The transcript has 2 exons. Gene Ontology annotation, biological process: cell wall modification. NCBI's taxonomy places the organism in Eukaryota, Viridiplantae, Streptophyta, Magnoliopsida, Brassicales, Cleomaceae.
AGAAUGAUAACUCUAACUCCAUUCUCUCUACUCUUCUCACUGUACCCAUUGACCGUACUUUCUCUCGCCGUAGAAGCCGCCGGAAAUCCAACUAACUCCGGCAACGACAUUGCAAGGUGGUGCGACAAAACCCCCUAUCCCGAACCAUGCAAAUGCUAUUUCACCAACGACAACACUUCUGUCCCCAAACACUUGUCUGAAUUCAGACAAAUGCUCGUCAAAUCAGCCAUGGACCGAGCCGUUACCGUCCGGUCCGAUAUCGCUCGGUUCGGUAUGAACUGCACCGGCGACUCACGGCGACGUGCCGUGUGGUCCGAUUGCCUCGAGCUCUACGACGAUACCGUCCUCCAGCUCAACCGCACCCGAACCGGCGUGUCCGGUGGUUCGUGCACCGACUUCGACGCGUCCACGUGGCUCAGCACCGCCUUAACCAACAUCGAGACGUGCCGGUCCGGCUCGUCCGAUCUCAAGAUCUCAGAUUUCAUCACACCGAUCAUGUGCAAAACCAACCUCUCACAACUCAUCAGCAACACGUUAGCCAUCAACGCAGCGCUCAUACAUGCUGACGUCACCACCUGCAACUCCAGCAAAAACGCCGGCGCAGGAGAACAUUUCCCGAUCUGGGUCUCCGGAAAAGACAGGAGAUUGCUCCAAUCUUCGAUCCGAGGAGCGAAUCUGGUGGUGGCGAAAGACGGAUCGGGUCAUUUCCGCACGGUUCAGGCGGCGAUUGAAGCAGCCGGGCGAAGAAAGGUGACGUCAGCGAGGUUUGUGAUUUACGUGAAGAGAGGGGUAUAUAAGGAAAAUAUUUUGGUACGUAAUAAUAAUGACAAUGUAAUGUUGGUCGGAGAUGGGAUGAAAUACACGAUUAUCACCGCAAGCAGAAGUGUCAAAGGAGGCUACACAACGUAUAACUCCGCCACUGCAGGCAUAGAAGGUCUCCACUUCAUCGCAAAGGGCAUAACCUUCAGGAACACGGCCGGUCCCGAAAAGGGCCAGGCCGUGGCUCUGCGGUCGGCAUCCGACCUAGCCAUCUUCUACAAAUGCUCGGUGGAAGGCUACCAAGACACGCUCAUGGUCCACUCCCAACGUCAAUUCUUCCGCGACUGCUCCAUCUCCGGCACCGUCGACUUCAUCUUCGGCAACGCUGCCGCCGUCUUCCAGAAUUGUCUCAUCCUCCCUCGCCGUCCCCUCCACGGCCAAGCCAACGUCAUCACCGCCCAAGGCCGGGCCGACCCUUUUCAGACCACCGGCUUCUCCUUCCACAACUCCAAGAUCUUCCCCUCCCCCGACCUCGUCCCUGUCCUCCGUACAGUCAAGACGUACUUGGGUCGGCCGUGGAUGAAGUACUCUCGGACCGUGGUCAUGAAAACGUACAUAGACGGUGUCGUCAGUCCACUCGGGUGGUCACCCUGGAUCAAGGGCUCCGUGUUCGGAUUGGAUACUCUGUUUUACGCAGAGUAUAAGAACACCGGUCCGUCCUCGUCCACGAGGUUUAGGGUUCGGUGGAAAGGGUUUCAUGUUUUGGGUAGAGACUCAGAGGCCGCGGCUUUCACCGUCGAGAGGUUCAUUGCCGGAGGCGCCUGGUUGCCACGCUCCGGUGUCCCCUUUACCUCAGGGCUAUGAACGAAGAAAACGAGAGAUUUAUUUGUUGUUGUGACACGUGAGAAUACAAAUGUAUACCCAUUUUACUCUUAUGAUUCUAAUAUAAUGGUUCAUAAUA